GACAUCUAGAUAAAAUGAUAAAAAAUGAAUUAAAACCUUCAAAAUAUGAUAAAACAGAAAAGAAUUUAAGAUCGAUGAAAAUGAUGUCUCCGAGUCGUCAAAAAUUCAUACAACGUCUUAAACAAAAGAUGCAUAAUCCAUCUGCUAAAUCAUUGAGGCAUCCUUGGAUGAAAAAUAAAAAUACAAUAUCUAAUUCAUUUAUGAAACAAGAUGAUAAUCAUGAAUAUUCGUAUCUUGAAAAUAUACCUGAUUCAUAUAUGAUUAAUGAUAUAAAACCAAAUACAAGAGAUGAUGGGCCAGCUCUGUCAGAAAACGUUGACUUUAAAUAUAUAACUGAACUUAUACAUCGAGAUGAUCUGCAUAAUGAUUCCAAUAAAUUACCACCCAUUGAAUAUAAUCCUUUAGAUAGUAUUGAAACUUAUGAUUCGCCAAUUCAGAAAGAAAAAAGAGCUGAUUAUAUUGUACCUCCUGAUGAACUUGCUAAUAGAAGAUUUGUGAGACCUAAUUACCACAAAUCGGAUGAAUCGUAUUACAUUAAUCUUGGUAGACAAAUAGCCUCUAUGAUACGAGGUAUUGAAACCCAAAAUAAAGAACUAAAUAUCAAAGUAGAAGCAACACACGAUGUUCCAAAAAAUGACAUAUUUCUAACAGUAAGCUCACCAAGAUCGUAUUGGGAAAGAUCCGUUCGAUCUCCUCUAACAUUUUUGAAAUCAAAUAAGAAAAAUUUUGACUAUUUGAAAAGAAGUAACGAAUUACUUUUCGAUAUAGAAAAUAAAGUAGAAAUUAUAGCAUCCACGGUACCGACCUUAACAUUGAGAGAAAUAGAAAAUAUUGUCAGUGUUAUGGAAACCGCUAAAAGAAAGAUGCAAGGCAAGGAGACCAUUGUUAAAGAUGUAAUGCUUCCUGAUAACAAUCUUAAUAUUAAUUUAUGGCCUAAAUCAUUGUCAAAUACAAGAUCAAACUCAUUAUCAUCGAAUUUAAAAACUCACAUAAAAAUACCAAUUCCAAGCCCUGCGACGAACAACAGUCAGAAAUAUAAACCAGAUCACUUACAUGGUUUCAGUAUGGCGAUUACAAAUAGAUUUUCAGCUCAACAAAAUCCUCAGACUGUCGGAAAGACUAACUUCAAUACCCUGAUUAUUGAAACUAAAUCUAAAAUUAAACCGGACGACCAUUUAGAAUAUUAUCAAAGUUCUCGGCAAACAUUGACUAACCCAAAGUAUGUCAAAAAUACAUUUUCAAGUCAAAAUUCAAGACAACCCUUAUGGGAUCAUAAUAUAAAUCCUUUCUUUUUAAAACAUAGAAAGUAUUUUGAAAAUAGUGAUAACUAUCUUUUAAAGCAAAACGAAAAAUUUCCUUACAUGGCGUCCAACAAUGGUGAAAAAUCAUAUUUUCAACACCAAAUAAGCAAUUUUGAUCGCAUUGAAUAAAA
This is a messenger RNA of Vanessa tameamea, 1432 nucleotides long. RefSeq lists its product as uncharacterized. The transcript has 3 exons. The coding region runs from base 15 to 1430 and encodes 471 amino acids. The record is from RefSeq and is a predicted model, not a curated record. Lineage: Eukaryota; Metazoa; Arthropoda; Insecta; Lepidoptera; Nymphalidae.